Messenger RNA from Humulus lupulus (European hop), 1125 nucleotides. RefSeq lists its product as uncharacterized. Lineage: Eukaryota; Viridiplantae; Streptophyta; Magnoliopsida; Rosales; Cannabaceae. The transcript has 4 exons. The record is from RefSeq and is a predicted model, not a curated record. Bases 1 to 1125 code for a protein of 374 amino acids.
AUGAUUCCAUCCAUUUAUGAGAAUCCAUAUUCUCUUUCCCAUGCCGAUCAACCAGGUGCGGUUUUGGUCUCUAGCAUUAUAAAUGGCAGUUGCAAGUACAGUUCUUGGGUUCGAUCCAUCACGAUUUCUCUUGUGGCCAAGAACAAGAUGGGGUUUGUCCUUGAUACGUUUCCAACUCCUCCCAUCAAUGACCCCAACUAUAAUUCUUGGACUUGCUGUAAUUCAAUGGUUAUGGGCUGGAUCAUUAACUUGGUCUCACCUCCAAUCGCUGCAAGCAUUCUAUAUUGUGGCCGAGCUUCUGCAAUGUGGCAGGUUCUUCAUGAUCGGUACUACCAAAGAAAUGGCCAUAGGAUUUACCAACUAAAGCAAUCCAUAUCUAACAUCAAGCAUGGUGACCUUGACAUUACCACAUAUUUUACCAAUUUGCAAACUCUCUAUGAUGAAUUGAGUAUGUUUAGGCCACUUACUGAUGGAGCAUCUUCCUCUUACCAAGAACAAGAUUAUGUACUGUAUUUUCUCAUGGGCUCAAAUGAAUCAUAUGCCCAAAAUCGCACCAAUAUUAUGAUGUUCGAGCCUCUUCCUCCCAUUAACAAAGUUUUUUCUCUCAUUAUCCAAGAGGAAAAACAAAUACCACUAUCCAAUCUUCAGUUGCCAAUGGCUGCCCCUGUUCACACCAAUAAACCUUUUGGGAAGAAAACCUUACUAUGCGCUCAUUGUGGAUGGAAGCCAAAGCCUCGUGAUCCAAAUGCUUCUUGGACUACCAACAAACAAGACUUUCCAUCCAAGUCUCAACCGAAACAAGGAGUAGUUGUUGUUGUCUCUAAUGAGUCGUCCUCUUCAAGCUUCACCGCUGAACAGUGCCAGCAACUCCUCACAUAUCUUGCAACUCAAAUGCAAUCUCGACAUGUUGACGCAUCUGCUUCACAAAUUUCUGGUAUAACUUCUAACUCCUCUUGUCUGAUUGAUACAGGUGCUAGUCAUCACAUUUGCAAAGAUAAAUUUUUGUUUACUGAUUUUGAUGACACUGUUUUCCCUAUUUUUGUGUCCAUGCCUAAUGCCAUGAUUGCUCAUGAUAAGCAUUGUCAUACUCUGAUUGGGAGGGCUAAAUGUAUUGGGAAUCUUUAA